This is a messenger RNA of Pungitius pungitius (ninespine stickleback), 2118 nucleotides long. Its product is annotated as signal-transducing adaptor protein 1-like. NCBI's taxonomy places the organism in Eukaryota, Metazoa, Chordata, Actinopteri, Perciformes, Gasterosteidae. The coding region runs from base 228 to 1412 and encodes 394 amino acids. Gene Ontology annotation, molecular function: signaling adaptor activity; protein kinase binding. The transcript is spliced from 10 exons. The record is from RefSeq and is a predicted model, not a curated record. Gene Ontology annotation, biological process: positive regulation of B cell receptor signaling pathway; cell surface receptor protein tyrosine kinase signaling pathway.
UCCUCAUUCUAAGUCUAAAGGAAAAAGGCUGGAGGAGCUUAUCAAGUUCAUAGACCAAUAAUCAUCACAUAUGUGACUCAUAGGUAAUUCAUCACUGAAUCAACAAGGAACUAAACCUUCUCAGGACCCAACUGCUCUGCUUCUUGGACGCUGUAUGCAAACCGAAGAUAAGUGAGCCGAAGCUGAACCAAUCCAAGCCGGUCAAAGCACGUUGAUUUAGCAGCAAAAUGUCUCUGCUUGCAAGAGUUGUUCACAAGAGGAGGGCGACUAUCACCGAUCUGCCGCUGUACUACUCUGGACACCUGCUGAAGAAACUCACCAAAGAGAAGGAUUUCAAGGAGUACUACGGGGAGCUCCGAGGAGCCACGCUCUUUCUGUACAAAGAUGACACACAAGAGACGUACGCAGAGAAGGUGGACCUGGAGAAGCUAAAGUCCAUAGAGCUGGAUUCUCCGUACAGGAAAACACCAACCAUCUUCACUCUCAAAUUACACACGGAAGACAUGCAGCUUAAGAUAGACAACUGUGACACAGAAGAAGAGUGGAGAGGUUACAUCUUGACCAUCGUCAAAAAAGAGGUCCCCAGCAACAUGCAGCUGCUGCCGGGCCAGAUGUUGCUGCUGCAGAGUGCUCUGGAUCAGGAGAGGAGAAGAACCCCCCCGAAGGUGUGUCCACGCCUCCCACCGCGACCACCCUUCCUCCUCCCGCCCCCCCGAGCAACCACAGCAGCUGAAGACAAGCUCGACUGCGGCUCCCCCGAGCUGCCCACGUGUUUCUUCAGCGUGACCCGGCUGGAGGCUGAGAAAAUGUUGGAGGAAAACCCAGAGUGCGGAAGCAUUAUCCUCCGCCCGUCCACCCUCACCAACAACUACGCCCUCACCCUCAGACAACCGAUGCCCAGUGGGCCAGUCAUGAGGAACUUUAGAGUGACCUCCACCGACUCUGGGUUUGUCAUUGAACUGGACACGCCGGUGCUGGUCUCCUCCUUGAAUGAGGUACUUGAGUACUUCAUUAAAAAGACGGAGUACCGUCUUCACCCCUUCCUGGCAUGUCAGCCCUACGACACUUGCAUCGAUCCUUCAGGUGCUCCAAAGUAUAUCAGCAUAACCCCACCUGUAGCUAAAAUAAUACCCAAAGCACAAGUGGCACCGAUGCUGCGCUCACAGACAAGAGAAGAGCUUCCGCCACUUCCACCUCCUAAACAAGAGGAUGAAUAUGUUCUUCCUGAGGAUCAGUGUCCUGAUGUUCACAACCUAAACCUGGUUCGGUUGGACGGAGAGCUUCGGGAUGUUUUAAAGUUACGGAAGGAAAACGUAUACAAUGAAACUGAUAUGUGGAACACCCCAACAAAGAACAACCACUGGAAGAAGUCGGGCACAGCAGAGUGGAGCGCAGACAGUGCAGCAGACUGAGGCUUUACUGUGUGCUGUUCGAUCAGGACUCUGACAGCAAUACCAUUGACAAAGUUUGUCAAAAUGAAUUCAAAUCAAAAAAUAAAAAGUUCAUCCAUCUCUGAACGUAGGGGUAGUAGAGUGCAGAUCAGGUUGGUCCUUCAACGACCAACUGUCAUAAAGUGAUUGAAUGAAUUCAUUGCUUACUUUUAGUAAAUAAUCAAAUCAUUUAUAAAUAAUACAAAUUUAAAAAUAAAACUAACAAGACAUGGAUCACCUUCUGAAUCUGGACCCCAAAGCUGUUUAAGUUUAAGACCCCUUCCAUUUGAAUGCAUUGUUUUAGGCAUGCCAUUAUUAACAUUAUUAUUAAUUAUUAUUAACAGCUUCCCUCCCCCCUGAAAAAGUCUGGAAUCAUUUUAUUGAUUGUACCGUUUAUGAUAUGAAAGAAUAAUCCAAAUGUACUACACAUUCUCAUAAUGUAGUGUUCACUUUCAAAAGCACCAAAUACAAAUCCAGGAUGAUCAUUAUUCUUUAUUUUUUCUCACACAGGUGUAAGCCAACAUAAAUGUUUAAAAUGUUAUCAUAUUUCUUUUAUAAGUUGUUCCAUUGAGAUUGUAUUUUCUUGUUUUUUCUAAUUAUCAUGAAACAUAUAUAAGAUUUAAGUGUAAGGGUCAUUCGUCACUCAAAGACACCAAGACUGUGAAAAAUAUUCAAUAAAAAAGAAAAA